AAAAUUACCAAUAACAAGAUUUCGUACAAUUUUCUACAACGAAACGAAGAGAUUAUAUAAGAAUAUAUAAUUAACCGUAAAAGCAGAUAUUGGAAAAAUUUUUCCAAUUUCUCUUAAUUUCUCUAAUUUAAAUUGAUUUCUCUGAUUUGUUGAAAAAAAAAAAAAAAAAAAAAAAAUGAUUUUUUUCAGAGAAUGCAAUCAAGAUAUUCUUUGCAUAUGUUACACGGAGGUGUAUGACUUUUUGGCGUCAGGCAUGAUGGAUGGCACGGUGAAAAUGUACAAGUUGAACAACAGCAGCAACAACAACAACAACAACGAAAAGUUCGUGUUGCGCGAUACCGAGAUAAUACAGAUGCCAAGUCCGGUGACGGCGGUUAAACACAGGCCUGUCCGCAAAUCUUAUCCAAUCUCGCGUACCGUCAUUGCCACUUGUCAGUGCUAUACACCACAAUUUCUAUUAUUUUCUCUGAUAUAGAUAAUAAACGGAGAAGGAACACGGAUGGAGCUUCGUUUCUUUAAAAAAUUCUUCCGAAUUCUUCAUUCGUUUCUUUCUUUUAAUUUAUCCAUGCUGUUGUUCGUUGAUCGUUGCAGAUGCGAAUGGUUGCGUCAAGUGUUGGCAUUAUCCGACCAAUCAAAGCCUUUACACGAUACGGGAGAACAGGCAGGUUCUAGGCUUGGCCUAUCACCCUCAUCUACCAAAAUUCGUAACCUUGGGCAACGAUGCGAAGCUCAUCAUGUACGACGAAGAAACGAAAAUGCAAGAGAGAGUGUUUCACGCAAGGUCGGUCGUGUGUUUACAAACAUAUCUGUUAUCUUUGUCGCGCUUACGGUUAAGAAAUGGCGAUCGUCGACGAAGAAAGGGAAUACUUUGUGCGAUUGCGCAAAGCGAUUGAAAUUACGAUGAGAAAUAUUUAUCGUACGCGCGAUUCCUUGAUACAUUGGUUCGAGGCCAAAGUUUGUUCGUUUCGAGAGAUUUACAAAGCGCAAAGAAUUGGAAAGAAUCGAAAAUUACCUUGAUCUCGUUAAACGAGAUCGAUCGUAAUCGAUUUCUCGAACAAAUCGAGUCGAUUAAACCGAAUAAAUAAUCGCUCCGCUUUCAAACAUUUUUCUCGUCUCGUUUC
Messenger RNA from Apis florea (little honeybee), 1121 nucleotides. RefSeq lists its product as uncharacterized. NCBI's taxonomy places the organism in Eukaryota, Metazoa, Arthropoda, Insecta, Hymenoptera, Apidae. The record is from RefSeq and is a predicted model, not a curated record.